AACUGUCCGCACAUCGUCUUCUGCUGGGUUGUUUUGUUUCGCUGUGGUUGUGUGUGUCCAUCAUUUGGGUUUUGGAUUGACUCAGCCACAGAGCCAUAGCUGAUAACAACAAGACAGGCAGACAGCCAGCCAGCCAGCCAGACAGCCACGAGAAUCACAGACCAUGGGCGAUCGUGAGGGACGUUGGCAGCAUCCAGCCUUCGGCGGCCGCCCGCGCGACAACGGCGGCGGCUGGAGAAGCGGUGGCGGUAGUGGUGGCGGUGGCGGCCGUCGCGGGGACCGCAGUGGCGGUGAUCGCAGGGGAGGGCGUGGCCAGCAGCAACAGCAGCGGCGUUACAAUCAGCAAGGCGGCCGGCAGCCGCGACUGCGUCGCUCGGCAGCGUUCGUGCUGCUGUGUGAUGUGCAAACUGCCACCAAUCUGACACGCAAGGGCGACCGGCUGAUUGUAGUGCCAAACGAAACGCUGCGCACGCUCCCGGCAAGCCACGAAGACGCCGAAACCACGGAGCGCAAGCUGGACGCCUUCUGCGUGAAGGUGGCGCGCCUUGUCCCUGACGAGGUCGUUGCCGAGCGCUACAUGGCCGCACGGCGGGGUCAGCAGCAUGGCAAGCGUCCACGAUUCGGCGAUGCCCUCUUCCUGGUCGGUGCUGCGGUCAACUUCUUUUUCCGCGCAGACUAUCUGCCGGCCGCUGCUGGGCACAUCCUGGCAUGGGCCGAGGAGAGCGCGGACAACGUGCUCGUGUCGAUUGUCGAGGCGCCAGCGCCGGCGUACGGGUAUUUCACGUGCGACGUUGUUGGCUGUGUCGGCUUCGGAAACAGGCGAGAGGAUGAUGACCCAAAGCGUGCUGCCGUGAAGCGCGCCCAGGCCGAAGGCGGCCUGGCAGCAGACGUUCUGCACCAGGCCCUGGACAGCACGUCGGAGCAGCCCACCCUCGCUGCUCUCAGUGAGCCCGUCAUUGGUGAGCAGCGCCACUUCAUGUCCGUCAACCAAGAGGAGCGUCAGCAAGUCAACUUUUACACGGGCGUGAUGGUGAACAAUGGCCCAGGUGUCGCCAAAGAGGAAGACAAGGACGCCGACAAGGCACAGCAGAGCAGCAAGCAGAACAACGGUAAUGGUGACACCGACGUCGACAGCCUUGCCUCCGACCUGGCCGGUGCCUCUCUCUGAUUGCGCUCCGCCCGUAUGCCCACACCUCUUGUGAUUUGUUACCUUUGUGUUGGCUUUGUGUUGCGCAUGCACCUGCGCGCGUGCGUGCGCUUGCGGGUGUGCGUUGAAGUGCCGUAUUCACGUGCAACUGUUACGUUUGGUGUUGUCACCGCCACACACGGCAAUACAGCGAUCAGAGCAAACCC
Molecule: messenger RNA, 1353 nt
Organism: Salpingoeca rosetta
Lineage: Eukaryota; Choanoflagellata; Craspedida; Salpingoecidae
Exons: 1
Coding region: 164-1168 (334 amino acids)
Source: RefSeq, a predicted model, not a curated record